AUGAAUUAUGAAAAUGACAAGACCGACGCCGUUGACUGGGACUUGUUGCGGUCGCGCAGCUUGCAGCCUUUUGGAUUUGGACACGAGCGAAGAUAUCUAUGGCCAAAGCUCCUGAACGUAAAUCAUUCGACCACUAAUUCGACAAGCUCAGACUCGAAAGCAGAGGAGCAAACACUGAACGACAAGGAUGACGGCGGGCAGACAGAACUCCAGGAUCCUGACAACGACCCACGGAAGAGAGAAGAUCUGCAAUCGCAGUUACACAAGCUCAUCGUGACCGUCUUCCGGAGAAGGCAACACUUGAAUUACUUUCAGGGAUACCACGACAUUGUCUCCGUGUUUUUCCUUACGCUACCUCCCGAGAUACGGGUGAACUCCGUCGAGCAAAUGAGUUUGCACCGACUGCGUGAUUCCAUGGGGGUUAGUCUUGAGCCUGUUGUUGGUUUAUUACGAAUACUAAAGGGCUUACUGCAAGCAACCGAUCUGGAAUUCUCAGCUCUCCUAGAAAGACAUCCAAUAGCUAUCGUGUAUCUCGUCGCCGCGGUCGUACUGUUCCGCCGAGACCAAGCUUUCCAAUUAGAAAAGGAAGGAGAGGAAGGCAUGGUACAUUCCAUCCUCAGUAGCCUCCCUGACCUCUACGAGGAGCAAGAAGAGGCGAACCCGCUGAAGGCGGAUGAGAAUGAAACUAAAGAAGAAAAGCUAUCAAUAACAUCGCUAAAGUUGGAACCUAGCCCCCUUCCGGAACAGCAAGGCGGAGAGCUGGUGGAAGACGUCAGCGUUGACUUUGCACAAAACACCAACACUCUCAUAGAGCCAUCGACAGUAUCUACGGUUUCCACAGAUUGCCAACCUCUUGAAUCUCCGUCGACACUAGAGUCUAGUUCGAGCUCACACGAAGCGCAGAGUAUCGAGGACACACUGUCUGAUGACGAUGCGUCAACAGCGGCUGCUAUAUAUGCGACCUCCCUUCCAUCAGCCUGUGCUGAUGUUGAAGGCGACAUCGCUCCCGAAGAGCUCGACGAGGCCCACGUGUCCGAGAAAGUGCCAUUAUCACGCUCUUCCUCACCUGAGCUCACACUACCACGUCCCCGUGUGUCUUUAACUUCCCUCCUCAUCCGCGCCGACGAACUCUUCGCGCGCUUUCCCCCUUCGCACCCCUCCAUCGCACUCUCCUCCGUCAUGGGUCCACAAAGCGUCAUGCUCACCUGGUCCCAGGACCCUGCCGAGCUUCCCCCCGAUGACGACGCCGAGCUCAUGGUCAAGAAGCCGGAACUCGUCGUGCGCCCGUACAUCGAGCCCGACGAUGAGGUCGCAUCCGACGACGAGUCCGCCGCGCACGCGCGGCACCCGCGGGCGAAGGAGCAGCGCCGCCGGAGGAAGCUGCGCAAGCCUCGGAAGCUGGCACUGGAGCGCAAGACGAUGGUCGCGGGCGCCGUGCUCGUGCUUGGCGUCGCGAUGGCCGUGUAUGGGAUCCAGAACGUACAGGGUCCGGCGGGCUGGCUCCGGGAGGGGUACCAGCCGCGCAAUUCGGUAGGUAGGGAGUGGAAGCGCGUGAGUCAUUUCCUGGGAGGUGUGAUUCUGGGCGCGGGUGAACGGGUGCUGGAAGGGCUAUGGCAUUGA
Molecule: messenger RNA, 1620 nt
Organism: Postia placenta MAD-698-R-SB12
Lineage: Eukaryota; Fungi; Basidiomycota; Agaricomycetes; Polyporales; Adustoporiaceae
Exons: 7
Coding region: 1-1620 (539 amino acids)
Biological process (GO): positive regulation of GTPase activity; endoplasmic reticulum to Golgi vesicle-mediated transport
Cellular component (GO): endoplasmic reticulum membrane
Molecular function (GO): GTPase activator activity
Source: RefSeq, a predicted model, not a curated record